AUGGCUGGGGAGAGCGGGAUGGCCAGGAAGGUGGCGCUGCUCCUGUGGGCCCAGACCCUCGGCCUCGCUGGUGCCCAGACCACCCAGCUCCUCGUGGAGCCCCCCUGGAGGCCGGCGGUGCUGUGGGACCGGGUGACACUGACCUGCCAGGGCUCGGGGACCGACAGUGCCACCACCUGGUACAGGAACGGGCAGCACUGGGGGCAGGAGGGACGCGACCAAUUCAAGGUCACUGAUCGGGGCAUCUACCAAUGUUACAGGCUCGGCAGCAGGUUCAGCCCCGCCAUGAGUAUCUUAGAUGAUCUGCUGGUGCUGCAGGUGCCAGCACGGGCACUGCUGGAGGGGGACACGGUGACACUGCACUGCCGGGGCCGGCAGGACAACCCGGUCACCAGGGUGCGAUUUUACCGGGACAUGAAGGAUCUGGGGAGGUCCCUCACGGGGACCGAGCUGUCCCUGUCCCCCCUGCAGCUGAACCACAGUGGCAUCUACCGCUGCAGGGGCUGGGUGGGCUCAGGAAUAUCACAGUCACCACCAGUGAGGGUGAAAGUGCAUGCCCCAGGCCCCCUGCGGCCCCGAGCCCCCCUCCUCUACGUGUUCCACCGGGACGGGCAGGUGGUGGGGGGCUCACAGGGGUCCCCACAGCUGCUGGUGCCCGCCGUGGGGGUCUCCCACUCGGGGAAUUACAGCUGCCAGGUGCGCUCCGAGGGGGGGAACGUGCGGAAGAGCAGCACCCAGCUCCGCAUCACGGUGCGCAGUGAGUGCGGGGAUGGGCACGGGGUGAGCCCAGAGACCCCCGGGAUCCCCUGCCUGGUGCCCGUGGCCAAUGCCACCAUCACCCCCGGUCCCCUGGCACACCAGGUGCAUGCAGGUGACAACGUGACCCUGUGCUGCUCGGUGCAGGUGGGCUCAGCCCCUGUCACCUUCACCUGGCUGCACAACGGGCAGGAGGUGGCCCAGGGUCCCCUCCUGGAGCUCACGGACAUCGAUGUGGGACAUUCGGGCACCUACCAGUGCGUGGCCACCAACCAGCUGGGACAGGACGGGCACCGCGUGUUCCGGGCACUCAGCCCAGAGCUGGCCCUGGAGGUGACACCUGGCUCAGCCUGGCUCACAGCUGCCAGGAAAUCCCAGGACAGGUGA
Molecule: messenger RNA, 1143 nt
Organism: Passer domesticus (house sparrow)
Lineage: Eukaryota; Metazoa; Chordata; Aves; Passeriformes; Passeridae
Product: Fc receptor-like protein 4
Exons: 7
Coding region: 1-1143 (380 amino acids)
Biological process (GO): cell surface receptor signaling pathway
Cellular component (GO): plasma membrane
Molecular function (GO): transmembrane signaling receptor activity
Source: RefSeq, a predicted model, not a curated record